This is a messenger RNA of Ipomoea nil (Japanese morning glory), 1565 nucleotides long. RefSeq lists its product as uncharacterized. Gene Ontology annotation, biological process: CAAX-box protein processing. Lineage: Eukaryota; Viridiplantae; Streptophyta; Magnoliopsida; Solanales; Convolvulaceae. Gene Ontology annotation, molecular function: metalloendopeptidase activity. The transcript is spliced from 4 exons. Gene Ontology annotation, cellular component: membrane. The record is from RefSeq and is a predicted model, not a curated record. Bases 98 to 1249 code for a protein of 383 amino acids.
GGAAAAAAAAAAAUAAAAAAAAUUGGAAUCAGGUUAGGGUUUUGUGUUUGGGAAAGAAAUAGGAAGGUGCUGAAGAACAAUGAAAUGCUAAAUAAGGAUGGCUUCAAUUCCAAUCACUCCUUGUUUUCUGAAAUUUAGGGCUUUUUCUUCUUCUUCCUCGUCUCAGUAUUCUUAUAAUCAGAAUACUCAGAUUGGGCUGAUGCUGGCUUCGAAUUCCGUUCGCUCUCUUCCCCGACCCUCUCUCCUUUCCUCUUCAAUCCCUAAUUUCAGGGUUUCAAAAUUUGCUCCCAAAUCCAUAUCUCUCCUCCCCCAAACCUCUCGAUUCUGCGAAACCCAUCAACGCCUUACUAGAAAGAAAUGGAAAAUUUCAUGCUUUAGGAAUGAAGAAUUUUGUUCUGGUGAAUCCAACCCUGAGGUGAUUGAGGAGGUUCUGCAGGAAGAACAAAGAAAGUCAGAAAUUGAUAAAUCAAGUGUUCGGAAAAGAGAUUGGAUUUCACUUCUUGCAGAGGCACCAAAUAUAGUACGUAGAGUGAUUGGUGAACCUUGGGACGUCCCAUGGACAGCAAAGACCAUCUUUCAGGUUAUGCUCCUUUGGAUUGUGUCCUUCUGGUUUAUUGGUUCGUGGAUGAUUCCUUUUGGAGCGCACUUGGUGGGUUUUAGCAAAGAAUCAUUGACGUUUAGAGGGCAGGCUUUGUUCAGCCUAUUGACUGAUGUAACCGAGGGCCUAGCCGGAAUUUUAAUUCUUCAACGGUGCUUAUCUCGUUUCUGUCCCCUUCCUUGUGACUGGUUCAAAUUUAGUGUGAGAGGAAACUGGAUCUUUGAUCUCGUCCUUGGAUGCUUCAUGUUUCCACUUGUAAAUCGGCUCUCGCAGUUCAACCUCGACCUGCUUCCCGUGCUGCCUUCCACUCCCGUCACGCUCUCCAGCGUCGAGCAGUCGAUACUGGCGCGAGAUCCGGUGGCUAUGGCGCUCUACGCACUAGUACUGGUCGUGUGUGCUCCGAUGUGGGAAGAGAUUGUAUUUAGGGGCUUCCUUCUUCCUUCUUUGACAAAGUACAUGCCUGUAUGGUGUUCAAUUCUCGUGAGUUCAGUCGCGUUUGCUUUAGCGCAUUUUAAUGUACAGAGGAUGUUACCGCUAAUAUUUCUGGGGGUCGUCAUGGGGAUAAUAUACGCUAGGUCUAGGAACCUCCUCCCGUCGAUACUAUUGCACAGUCUGUGGAAUGGCUUUGUAUUCAUAGAUUUAAUGAAAUAAAAUCCUUUGGCAUUACAAAAUAAUUGUGUACAGCAAAUUCAGCAAAAGCUCUGAUUUCAUCAUUCUGCAAGCACAGACAGACAGAGAGAGACAUCUGGAGCAUUUGUUUUGUUAACUGUUCAGUAGAAGAAAUUCUUUAUCUCUAAUGAAUCUGUUGUGUUGAACAGAACAGAUUGGGUGGUUUUGUGGUCAGUAGUUUGAAGAUUGUAGAGGUGUAGCUUCUGUACUGUUGUCAACUGCAUUGUUUAGUUUGUACUUUGUAUAAUGAAACUAUCAUUCUUAUACCAAUAACACUUCAUUUCUAAUUUUAGCUCAA